UUCCCCAGCAGGGAUGAGCAGAGUUAGGGACUGCACACCCACUCCCAGAGCUCGCUCCUGCCCAUUCCCCCAGCAGGGAUGAGCAGAGGCAGAGCUUGUCCCCAGCUGCAAGGGGAGGAGGCACACAGUGACACACAGCACAGCACAUGUUAAAGGCCAAACACUUAAAGGCAGUGUUUGGCCUUUAUCACCCACGCAGGAAGGCAGAGCAGUCCAAAACCCACUCCAAGGACUGCAUCUUUGGCCUGGGAACCCAAAAGUCAUCUCCUCACCUUCUUCACUUGCUGCCACAACCCAUCAGGGCCUGGGAGCCCUGAAGUCCCUGUGACACGGCCAGUCUCCCCAGCAGUGCUGCCCAGCAGUGGCAGCUGCCAGGCUGUGGCUGGAUUUGGAGCAGACCUGUCCCCGGGCCAUGCUCAGAGCCGUUUCCUGAUGGCUUUUCCUUCACCCACAUGGCCGUGGUGCAGUGCCAGGAGGCUGUGGCAUCCCAGGACAGGUGCCACCCGUGGUGCAGGUGCCACCAGUGGUGCAGGCAGGUGCCAGCAGUGCCCGGGCUCCUCGGUGGGGUGCAGGGUGUGCCUGCGGCACUGCCAGGGAUUAUCUGGCCUCAUGCAGCAGGCAGGGCCCCACUCCACGUCCCACAUGGCUGUCACCUGACUCAGCCCUGGUGGCCAACCUGGUGACCGACCGCAGUCCCGGACUUGUCCCCUGGCUCGCAGGCAGCAGAGAGCCAGGUGGCCAUGGUGACCUGCUGGUAGGGGAAGCCCGCUGGGACAGCUCGCCUGGGAAGCACCCCAAAGAUGAGGCUCAACCAGAGAUUGGAGCCCCUAAAGCCAGUUUGGAUGCUAAAGGGGAAACUGACCCCGACAAGUCACCCCUGAUGCAGCCCUUGGCCGGGCUGGGCUGCCAGGCUGACCCUGGCCACGCUGCUGGGGAGCCAGGCCCCGUGCCCCACGUGGGCACUGCCAGCUGGGAGCGGGCCAUGCCGGGAGGGGACACGGCGGACGCUGGCACGGGGCUGGUGGAGCUGGGGGCUGAUGCCCUGGGCCAGGAGCAGCUCAGGAAAGGAGAAACACCUUCACCGGGGAGGAAAACAGAUGAAGCCACGGAGGAGACCCAGCUUGACCCCGAGCAGCAUGACAGGAGUGUGAGCCCCUUUGCGGCAGGGGCCUGCCAGCUGCAGAGCUCUGCCCCGGCAGCCCCACAGCGCCUUCCCCAUCCCGGUGAGCUGGGGGGGGACCCGGCUCUGCAGGCCCCAGGGCAGGUCCUGAAACCUGGGGCUGAUUGUACUGAGCCUAGGGAGAGUGUGGAGACCAAGCCAGCUUCACCCAGGAGGGGCAGCAGGAUCCCAGCCAGCAAGCUGACACCGAAGAGACACAGAGAGUCCCCCAAGAGAGCAGCUGAGGAUGUGGAGAGGGGUCCCACAGAGCCCCCUCCCCGGGGCUCCUCCCAGCUGGGUCCCACGGGCUGGGACAGCCCCAGCCUCAACUCUCUCAGUGGCAGCUCAGCGCUGCAAAAUUCACCAGUUCUCCCCAAGGGCUCUUACCAGUUCGACCCCAAUAACUUUGACUCCAUGGAUCCAUUCAAGCCCACCAAGACGCUUGCCAGCACCGACGCUGACUCUUGCUCCACUGCAGAGAACAGCCUCAAUGAAAUCCUCGAGUCUCAGACCCUGGAGAUGCAGGACGAUGCCCUGAAAGGCAGAGACUCCCCCAAGAAGCCCAAGUCACGCCUGAUAACGACUACUGAGCAAGUGAAAUUUCUCUGUUUUCUGUUGAGCGGCUGCAAGGUGAAGCAGCACGAGGCGCAGCCCCUGGUCCUGGACAUCAGCGCUCAGGAUGAAGGAGUGUUGAUCUCAGAAAUCCCAGACAUCACAAACCGGGAUGGACGUGCCACUGAUGAGGAGAAGCUGGCCUCCACCACCUCCACGCAGAAACCAGCGGGGCUGGAGAAGAAGGCCGAGGCAGAAGAUGACCUGGAGUACUUUGAGUGCUCCAAUAUGCCUGUGUCCACAGGGAAGCACAGAGCAGAGGCAGGUUUUGAAAAGGAGAUCUGCAAGCAGAUGGAAAAGGGAGGGCCUGGCAUCUUCCCUGACAAUCCCGGGCUGUGCUCCAUGGAGAAGUGCCCCAGCGUGAGCAGGAGCGAGAGUCCCCUGGCUGGCAUCUGCCUCAGCGAGUCCGAGAAGGCAGCUGUGCUCACGCUCAUCAGAGAGGAGAUAAUCACCAAGGAGAUCGAGGCCAACGAGUGGAAGAAGAAAUACGAGGAGAGCCGGCAGGAAGUGCUGGAGAUGAGGAAGAUCGUGGCUGAAUAUGAAAAGACCAUUGCCCAGAUGAUAGAGGAUGAGCAGAGGACAAACAUGACGUCUCAGAAGAACCUGCAGCAGCUCACAAUGGAAAAGGACCAGGCUCUGGCAGACCUGAACUCAGUGGAGAGGUCCCUGUCAGAUCUGUUUAGGAGAUAUGAAAACCUGAAGGGCGUCCUGGAAGGAUUUAAGAAGAACGAAGAAGCCCUGAAGAAAUGUGCUCAAGAUUAUCUCACCCGUGUCAAGCAGGAAGAGCAGCGGUAUCAGGCCCUGAAAGUCCACGCAGAAGAAAAAUUAGACAAAGCCAACGAGGAGAUCGCCCAGGUGCGCACCAAGGCCAAGGCGGAGAGCGCGGCGCUGCACGCGGGGCUGCGCAAGGAGCAGAUGAAGGUGGAGUCCCUGGAGAGAACCCUGCAGCAGAAGAACCAGGAGAUUGAGGAGCUGACCAAGAUCUGCGACGAGCUGAUAGCGAAACUGGGAAAGUCAGACUGAGCCUCAGCACCCCUCGCCCAGCACUCUGCACUUGGCUGCUUUUCUCGUGACAUCGAGCACCUUGCCUUACCCUGGAGACCCUGCAGGAAAGCUCACGUGUCCAGCUGCCCCCUGGCUGCCAGGCCCGUGGCUCCUGAGCAGGGCUGCUCCCCUCACUGUCCCUGUCUGCUUCCCACAGCUCCGGGCUGGGAUCCUUGCAGUCAGCCUAGGAAUCCUGUGGUCAGCUUGGGCCUGUGUGUCCCUCCCAGGGCCUGCUGCCCUGUCCCUCUGCACCACUGCCACCUCUGGGGUGGGAGGUGACACCCUGGGCUCUGUCCCCCUUGGUUGGGCUGGGUCCAGUUGUGUCCCCACUGCACUCUCUGUCACUGAUUGUCCUCUUGUGCUCAGCAGAACAAGUCCAGCCACUGGGACGUGGGUGAUGCCAGGGGUGGACCUGCUGGCUCUUGCACUGGGGGAGGGCACCUGGCACGGGGAUGGCUGGGCUCUGGUUUGUGGGUGAAGCACAGCACAGCCUCUCCCUGUCCCUGGCUGUGCCAGCCUCAGGGGAAGGGAGCUGACAUCUCUGCAUUCGUGCACUUUAUGAGCAUUUAUGGGCACUUGGGCUCUCUGCUCACUCCUUCCAGUCAGGCACGACACAAGGCAUGACUUGUUCCCCCCAGAGCACUGAACAGUCACAUAACCUGCAGUAACUUCAGUCCUCUCCAGGGAGAGUCCAGCUGAGGGGAGGCAGGAGGUUUCUGCACCAAGAGGAGUUUGAGAAGCAGGGGAGAUGGCUCUGGAGAGCUGGGACUGCCUGUCCAUCCUCCCGUAGCCACCUCGCCUGUGGCCCUGGCCCCUGCAGGGCUGGGUCACCUGGUAUUGGACACAUGCAAAGCCAGGGCUGUGUCUGUGACUCCCUGUGCCAUGGUGAGAUCAGGGCUCCGUUUCAGAGGCUGCAGGAGGAAGGAAAGGAACCCUGAUGUGCCUCGUGGGUACUGCAGUAGCUGCAGUGGUGGAGGAUUCUCUGCCUUGAAUGGAUAGAUGUGAAAUAAGGGAAAUAUUUGCAGUUUGGACUGUUUCCUGCCCAGCCUGUUGAACACUUUCGCAAACCUUUUUGCUGCUACCUUUUUGUAACAAAAUUGAGCUCUUUUCCUUGGAUUUUCUAAUUCCCUGUGUCGAGCAUGCCGAGCAAACACCUGUUUAAGCCAGAGCCAUACACUUGAUUAUAUUUUAUUAGUUAUAUAAUAUAUAGAGAGUUUAUUCUACACUUAAUCAAAGGUGUCAGCAGCCUGCCCCAGCACACAGCUUCCCAGCCUGUUCUCCAUGUCCCCAAUUAUCCCAGUGACAGACUGGGACACGGAAGCCAGUGGCUGACACCACUCAAAGCGGUACACCUGUUGCUUGUGCUGGAUAUUCACCCUUUGCACAGUUGGCAGAAGAGAAAAACCCUUUUUCCCCCUUUAUUUUAACCCCCGUGACCUCCCCACAUGUCCCCUCCUGGGCUGGUGAAAAAGCUUCAAUGAUACGAUCAACAGUGCUAUUUCUGUUCAUCUUUGGGGGUCUGUUCAGGUAAAGCAAACCCCUGAGACCCUGCGAUUUCUGGGGCACUUGGCUUUUUCUCUUGAGGAAGCAGAGUGCAGCAUUGCAUAACCCCUCAGAGCUGGUGACAGGCUGCUUCAGGGCUGCUUUCUGGUUGGGGCCCUGGGGCACUGCCCUGCCCUGCCCUGCCCGCAGCAGCACCCACGGUGCUGGUGUGAGGCUGCUGGAGCCCUCAGCCUUCUGCUUUGCUCAGGGCUGUGCUACUCAUGUGCUGUCCUGGCUCAAGGUGAGGCAGCCCAAGGUCAGUCUCUCCUUGGGGCGUGCCUCUGGCCCUUGGAGCUGAUGGAUAAAUGCAGAAGUUUCGAUUUCACCACUUCCCCAGAGCCCUGACCUGCACACAGCAGCCACUGCUGCAGCUCUCCCCUGUGGGCUGUCUGCAAAGCAGGGCUGCACUGUGGUGCCCCACGGGACACAGUCCUGCAUCUCUCCUGUCCCUGCUCCCUGGUGCCACCCGGUCCUGCCGUGCCACCUCCCCUCAGCCGGUGCUGCCACGCUCCUGUGCCUGUCUUUGUGCACCCAGCCUGGGCAAAGAAGAUUCCUACGGAAUGAUUUAUUAACUAUAAUAUGGUUAUAGUUCCAUAUAUAUAUAUAAAUACAUGCACAAUGGGUAUAAAACAGAGGGUGUGUUUGCCAGCGGGCAGCAUGGCUGCACCUCGAGGUGGUGGUGUCCCCGUGAGUGGCACAGGGAACGGCAGGUCCCUGUGUGUGGUGUCACAGCUGGGUGCGUUUGUCAUCUGUUCCUUGCAGUAGACUUUAAAUGCCCUUCUGGCAGCAGCAGGCCCUGCCCCUGCUGCUGUGUUGCUGUUUGCAGUGUGUGUUUGCCAGCAGAUCUGUCUGUAACCAAGUGCCAACCAGUAACCCCCAACUACUGAUGUCCCCCCCCGUCCCUCCAGUGUGGCCUCCCCCAGGCAGGAACUUCCUCUGCAUUGGCUCCUACCCCUCUGCUUCCAGCCAUGUGUGUAACUGCCAUCGCCAUCGGUUUUCUAGGUAUGAUAAUUUCCCUUUUAUAUGUCAGGUAAAUAUUUGUAAGAGUUAUACCCACACAAAUGAGAUUAUUAUAAUGAUUACUAAUAUAUUUUUUUCCAUGUUUCAUUGCCUGAGUAAAAACUGUGUUUAUCACUCUUGAAA
Messenger RNA from Motacilla alba alba, 5500 nucleotides. RefSeq names its product transforming acidic coiled-coil containing protein 1 (gene TACC1). Gene Ontology annotation, biological process: mitotic spindle organization; cell population proliferation; cerebral cortex development. The transcript has 13 exons. Gene Ontology annotation, cellular component: cytoplasm. Lineage: Eukaryota; Metazoa; Chordata; Aves; Passeriformes; Motacillidae. The record is from RefSeq and is a predicted model, not a curated record. Bases 881 to 2794 code for a protein of 637 amino acids.